Molecule: messenger RNA, 2210 nt
Organism: Sinocyclocheilus grahami
Lineage: Eukaryota; Metazoa; Chordata; Actinopteri; Cypriniformes; Cyprinidae
Product: rho guanine nucleotide exchange factor 7-like
Exons: 17
Coding region: 122-1810 (562 amino acids)
Biological process (GO): lamellipodium assembly
Cellular component (GO): cytoplasm; lamellipodium
Molecular function (GO): guanyl-nucleotide exchange factor activity; protein binding
Source: RefSeq, a predicted model, not a curated record
UACCCCUAAUAGAUCAUGUCCACAGCCCAGUGCCUCUGCUCCUAGCCUGUCAGCCCCUUCACAAGCUGUUCCCAACUUAAAGUCCAGCAGGUCUUUACGGAGACAGUCAAAAGCUGUGGAAAUGUCGGAGAAUGGAGGUGGAGGGCAGCUGGUGGUCAAGGCACGCUUUAAUUUCAAGCAGAACAAUGAGGACGAGCUGUCUUUCAGCAAGGGCGAGCUGAUCCAUGUCACACGCCAGGAGGAAGGUGGAUGGUGGGAGGGAGCCCUUAACGGCAAAACCGGCUGGUUCCCUAGCAAUUACGUCCGAGAGGUCAAGCCAUGUGAGAAACCGAUUUCUCCGAAAGCGGUAAAAGGACUUGACAUUCCUCAGUUGACUAAAAAUUAUUACAAUGUGGUGGUGCAAGACAUCUUGGAGCAUGAGAAAGAGUUUGUCAAGGAACUGCAAACGGUACUGGGCUGUUACCUGCGCCCUCUACAGGCCAGCGACAAGCUGUCUAGUGCGGACUGCUCCAGUCUGAAUGGGAAUUUAGAGGACAUCCUUUCUUUCCAACAGGGACUGUGUCUUGCCUUAGAGGAGUGCUCCAAGAUGUCAGAGGGCCAGCAGCGGAUUGGCGGCUGUUACCUGAACUUGAUGUGUCAGAUCAGAACACUGUACUUGUCCUACUGCUCCAGCCAUCCUUCUGCAGUCUGUGUGCUGACUGAUCACAGUCAGUUCCAGUUAGGGGUGUGCGAUAAUAUCACUCAGUGUCAAGAUCUGCGAAAAAGAAAGAACUUGGAGUUGCAGAUCUUGUCGGAGCCAGUGCGGGGCUGGGAGGGCGACAGCAUGAAGUCGCUGGGUCAGGUGGUCUACAUGUCACAGGUCCACAUCCAGAGCAGCUCAAAUGAGGAAAAGGAAGAGCGGUACUUCAUGCUGUUUCCUAAUGUGGUAGUCAUGCUGUCUGCCAGCCCAAGAAUGAGUGGUUUCAUUUACCAGGGACGUCUUCCACUGACUGGAACCACUGUAACCAAACAGCCAGAGGAUGCAGAGACAGGCCAUUAUGCUUUUGAGAUCACAGGAGGGACAAUAGAUCGCACCAUGGUGUUCUGUAGUAGUGCACAGGAGCAGCUGGAGUGGUUAGAACAUCUUCAUGCUUACACCAAGGAAGGAAGUCCAGUCGGAACAACAUUGAAGAGUGUUGAGGCUAAGCUUACAACCAUGGCUGGCACGUCGUCCCACCACUUGCACAGUUUCGGUACUGCUGUGGCUAACCGAGGCCCUCUCGAACCCCCCAAGAUCACCAAGCCAUGGUCCUUAAGCUGUCUGAGACCAGCGCCUCCCCUCAAGCCCUCCGCUGCGCUAGGUUAUAAAGAGGACUCUAGUAAAAGCCCCAGACCCAGACCCAAGUUCCUUCCAAAAAGAAAAACGGAGAGAAAACAUUCAGAUGAUGAGUUCCUGCUCAGAAAAAGCACAGCAGCUCUGGAGGAGGAUGCACAGAUACUCAAAGUGAUUGAGGCCUACUGCACCGGAGCCAGUCUCCACCAAUCCACCACAGCUGUUCGUAAGGAGUGCAUCCCCCAGGUCCUGCUUCCAGAAGAAGAGAAGAUUAUUGUUGAGGAGAUCAAGAGCAAUGGCCAGACGAUCAUUGAGGAAAAAAGUCUUGUUGAUGCUGUUUAUGCUCUAAAAGAUGAAGUCCAUGAAUUAAAAAAGGAGAAUAAACGGAUGAAGCAAUGUCUGGACGAGGAACAGAAGUCCCGUAAGGAGCUAGAGCGUGUAGUCAGAAAGUUGGCCAAGCAAAAGAAUGACUGUUCCUGGGAUGAAGGAGGUCACUGAAGAACACUCGACUGUUUCCCUUUGCCAGCUGCAUGUAUGUGUUUCCGUGUCUGUGUGUCCUCACAAAUGUGUUUUUAUGUGUUUUUUUCCAUCACAUUACACACUGAACGUUGCUUUUGGAAAGUCACCAUGCUGGGGAUUUUCAGCCAUUUCUCGUCAAAUGUUUUUUUAAGGACAAGAUGCGAUAAGAAGAUCAACUCUGUGAUUAGUGACUGUGUUUAUCUUGCCAUACUAAAGAAUAUCACUGUGCGGUUUGCUUCACGUUCCUGUGAUGUGACAUUCUGAGAGCAAACCGGCAACUGUUCUAGAAGACCAAGUCAACUGUAUUUGGAAAAGAUUUGGAAAACUUCAGAUGAUUGUCAGAGUCCUGUCCAUUUUUUGUUCCGGUUCACGGCCAAGC